This is a messenger RNA of Nanorana parkeri, 2357 nucleotides long. RefSeq names its product NGFI-A binding protein 1 (gene NAB1). Gene Ontology annotation, biological process: negative regulation of DNA-templated transcription. Lineage: Eukaryota; Metazoa; Chordata; Amphibia; Anura; Dicroglossidae. The record is from RefSeq and is a predicted model, not a curated record. The coding region runs from base 431 to 2062 and encodes 543 amino acids. Gene Ontology annotation, molecular function: transcription coregulator activity; transcription factor binding. Gene Ontology annotation, cellular component: nucleus. The transcript is spliced from 9 exons.
UUUGGUAUUCCAUACAGCUAGUAAGAUCCUGCCACCCACGCCCCGGCCGCCUCCCACGCCAGGAUCUGCGUCACGGGUCCUGUGUGGGAGGCAGACAGACCGAGCUGUGCUGUGUAGCAAGAACGGAAUAUCCCAUUUUGUCCCCAAACACGGGGGGGUGGACGUGGUGUCAAUACACAUCCUCCUGCGAGUUGAAUGCGAAGCCUUGAAGAAGUCCCCCCCCUUCCCUCCCUCCUUUUAUGAUUUUCACUGGAGUCCUAAGAGCAGGGCUUGCUGUGCUACAAAGUAUCUGCAAAGUAUCCUGAGCUGAGCUAGGAAGGGAAGGGACAGGUACCGCCUGAAUGGGGCAUAGAGAGCCGGCACUGGGACACUGCUAAUUCAUCCACAAGUUCAGGGCUGCUCUUCUGAAAGUCUGUCUUGCUGAUCAAAAAUGGCAACUUCAUUACCAAGGACUCUAGGGGAACUUCAACUUUACAGGAUACUACAACGAGCCAACCUCUUGUCUUACUUUGAUGCCUUUAUACAGCAGGGUGGAGAUGAUGUCCAGCAGCUCUGUGAAGCAGGGGAAGAUGAGUUUCUUGAGAUAAUGGCACUUGUUGGAAUGGCUAGCAAACCACUACAUGUUAGAAGACUGCAGAAGGCCUUAAGAGAUUGGGUUACCAACCCCAGUCUCUUUAACCAGCCUUUGACAUCAUUACCUGUUAGCAGCAUUCCAAUCUACAAGCUUCCAGAAACGUCACCUUCUUUGUUGGGACUAAACUCUAGCAGUUACGAAAGGAACAAUAAUACCAGAGAACCACACCUGAAAAUUCCAAAGUGUGCAGCUACAACUUGUGUACAAAGUGUGGGUCCUGGGAAAUCAGAAGGUACAUGUAGUUCCCCAUUGCAGGUUAGCAAUGAAGCAAGGCACUGGCAAAGUCAUCAAACUACAGAGAGUGAACACAGCCUAUCUCCAGCUGAUCUUGGUUCUCCAGCAUCACCUAGAGACACCACUGAGACCUUGGAUGCUGCUGCUGCUCUGUCUGUAGCAGAGUGUGUUGAAAGAAUGCUACCUUCAUUACCGAAAAAUGACUUGAAUGAGGUUAAAGAACUGUUAAAAAAUAACAAAAAGCUGGGAAAGAUGAUAGGGCAUAUCUUUGAAAUGACGGAUGAGGACCCUCGCAAGGAAGAAGAGAUACGAAAGUACAGUGCAAUUUAUGGCAGGUUUGACUCUAAAAGAAAAGAUGGAAAGCACUUAACUCUGCAUGAGCUAACAGUAAAUGAAGCUGCUGCCCAACUUUGCAUGAAGGACAACGCUUUGCUGACUAGAAGAGAUGAGCUUUUCACGCUGGCAAGACAAAUCUCCAGGGAAGUCACAUACAAAUAUACUUACAGAACUACAAAGUCCAAAUAUGAAGAUAGAGAUGAGCUGUCACCUAAGAGGAUUAAAACUGAGGACAGCUUUGUGGAUCAUCAGGAAACUCUUGCAGUGCUUCACCAGCAAAUGAAAUCUUUAAAAGAGCAGCUUGUGAUGGCCAAAGCUAAAGGAGAGGAAUCCCUAAUUCAUAAAGUGCAGGUUCAAAUUGAAAAAGUGAUGGCAGCCCAAAUGAAGAUUUUUCAUAACUCAGGGUGUGAGAUCAUGCUAAAUCCACAAAAAGGCCUUUUCAGACAGAGUCCAGAAGAUACCAGUUCCAGUUUCAUGUUUUCAGACAGUUCUGAUGGACAAGUUGAGAAGCCGCUAAACCUCAGAGUGUCACAAGAUUAUCAGCUACAGCAGAUAUUGUCAGAAGAACAGAACAUGGGAAAGCAGCCUUGUAACAAACAUUGUAAUCUCUCCUCCAACCAUGAGACAAACUCUCAGGCUUCAAAAACCACAGAUUCCAGAACCGAUGACCGUGGCAUUGCCAUCUCUGAAAACACAGCAUGUGGCUGUUGGAAGGAGAAAAAACAGGUGACAAUGACCGAUCAUCACAGCCAUGCUACGCCAGCUGUUGCAGACAUGAUGCUGAGGGAUUAUUCACAAGCAGCCUUAAGCAACAUAGAAAGAAGAAUUGUCAAACUUGAACCAGAAGAUGAAAUAUAAUUGGAAAGUCAACUGACUGGAAGAUUAAUACAGAAACGAGCAAGCCUUAAAACAUUUUACCAUUGUUGCCUCAGCAAUAUAUUCGUGAAUUUCAAGCCAAAGCUUACUGACUGGUAUAACUGGUAAAAAAGUACAUAUAAAUGAAACGGGACUGAAAACGGAGGAUUCACAUUCCUGUCAAACUCACUAUAUGGCACAGCCCGCUAAUUAAUAAAGGGGGUUUGCAAUAUUUCAGAAUGUAAAAUGAUCUUAAUUUUAUUUUUUGGUUAAAAAAAUAGUUUUAGUAAAACUGUGU